CUUAAAAUGAGAUAGAUGUAUGUUAAAAGAGAGAUAGACAUCUGUUUGAUGGACUCUGCUAUUUUCAAAACUAUCUGGACCUCGGUUAAGCGAAACUUCGUCAGCGUGUUAUUUCCUACAACUACGGUGCUCACGAUUUACGCGGACCUGAGGCAUACUGCUCGUUGGAAGCGCCAACUUGCUGAACAGCAGACAAGUGAGACUACGCCAAGACAUGAGUCUAUUUCGAAGUCUAUCUGAACACAAACAUAUCUGGAAGCU
Messenger RNA from Mycetomoellerius zeteki, 261 nucleotides. RefSeq lists its product as uncharacterized. NCBI's taxonomy places the organism in Eukaryota, Metazoa, Arthropoda, Insecta, Hymenoptera, Formicidae. The coding region runs from base 16 to 240 and encodes 74 amino acids. The record is from RefSeq and is a predicted model, not a curated record. The transcript is spliced from 2 exons.